UCUUUUCAUGGCGCUGCUCACAACAGACUCUGCCAGCUCGAUUUCCUUAUCAGUUUACAGAAGGGAGCUGGGAUCGAGGAUGGCGAGGGAAAUGAACGUGUAUUCUCUGAGAGCAACUCCCUUGCAUCAACAACUCGACAUUCAUCACCAUACCAUCGACAUCUCCGAAUCCAUAUUCAUUUUACAAAGUGGGAUGAAACGAAGUAUGAACGUCUAGGUGAAUUUCUGCUCAACAACCAUGCGACGGCAUGGAGAAUAAUCAAGGAAAGUCUGGAAACACUUGAGGCAACGGCACGAAUGGAACCUGACUUCGAACCCAACACACAAUGCCCACAAUGGCUGGAUGAAGAGCACAAGUACAUUUCUUCACUUCAAUUUGAGCCUGAAGACGAAAAGAUGAAGGUUAUGUAUUUAGAAGCCACAGAACACCUCGAACGCGCUGAUGAGCAUGAUUAUUAA
This is a messenger RNA of Cantharellus anzutake, 459 nucleotides long. RefSeq lists its product as uncharacterized. The annotation marks the transcript as partial. NCBI's taxonomy places the organism in Eukaryota, Fungi, Basidiomycota, Agaricomycetes, Cantharellales, Hydnaceae. The record is from RefSeq and is a predicted model, not a curated record. The transcript has 2 exons.